UACAGGAGGAGGGAGUAGACUCUGUUCUGUUCCCACAAUGCUCCUUGGAGUGUGAAGGCAGCAGACAUGUCUAAACGAAAGGUGCUUGAGCUGUUCUAUGAUGUGGUCUCCCCCUAUUCCUGGCUGGGGUUUGAGAUACUAUUACGAUAUAAAAACAUAUGGAAUGUAGAUGUUCAAUUACGCCCUGGGUACCUUGCAGCAAUAAUGAAUGCAACUGGUAACUCCCCACCUGCCAUGGUUCCAAAGAGAGGUGCCUACCUGGCAAAAGAUUUGGAAAGGCUGGCUGAGUUUUAUCAGGUUCCUGUACAAGAACCAACUGAUUUCUUUCAUGUCAUGGUUAAGAAAGGGAGUCUUUCAGCCAUGCGGUUUGUGACGGCUGUUCAGAUGUCAAACCCUGAGUUCGUUGAGAGGGUCUCCCGGGAGUUGUGGCUACGAAUUUGGUCUGAGGAUAAAGACAUUACAGAACCAGACAGCAUACUUCAGGCUGGAAAGAAAGCUGGGAUACCUGAAGAUCAGGCUAAAAAUAUACUGUCCACAAUCGCCUCACCAGAAGUCAAAAAUAAGUUGAAGGAAACAACAGAAAAAGCUUUGCAAUAUGGGGCUUUUGGAAUGCCCUCCAUAGUGGCUCAUAUAAAUGAAAAGCCAGAGUUGUUUUUUGGAUCUGAUCGGUUUGAACUUCUUGCACAUCGCCUGGGCGAAAAAUGGUUGGGACCUGUGCCACAAAAAUCCCACCUGUGACAACCUCAUCAGAAAAACAGCAGUAUAUCAGUUACCGCUAUUAUAUCUGUUUUCUACACAGAUAAUGUGUGCACACAAUUUCUUAUUCUAGUAGCUUGCUGCUAAAAUAAAUGCAUUAAUAAAGUACA
This is a messenger RNA of Bufo gargarizans (Asiatic toad), 866 nucleotides long. RefSeq names its product glutathione S-transferase kappa 1-like. Gene Ontology annotation, cellular component: mitochondrion; peroxisome. Gene Ontology annotation, biological process: glutathione metabolic process. The transcript is spliced from 8 exons. Gene Ontology annotation, molecular function: glutathione transferase activity; glutathione peroxidase activity. NCBI's taxonomy places the organism in Eukaryota, Metazoa, Chordata, Amphibia, Anura, Bufonidae. The record is from RefSeq and is a predicted model, not a curated record. Bases 67 to 738 code for a protein of 223 amino acids.